Molecule: messenger RNA, 2449 nt
Organism: Centropristis striata (black sea bass)
Lineage: Eukaryota; Metazoa; Chordata; Actinopteri; Perciformes; Serranidae
Product: protein phosphatase 1 regulatory subunit 3C-B-like
Exons: 2
Coding region: 161-1234 (357 amino acids)
Biological process (GO): regulation of glycogen biosynthetic process
Cellular component (GO): protein phosphatase type 1 complex
Molecular function (GO): protein phosphatase 1 binding; glycogen binding
Source: RefSeq, a predicted model, not a curated record
GAAGCAGGAAGAGCCAGAGAGAGGAGCAGCAGGAGCAGCAGGAGGCGUGACGCACCACACCAUGCACUGUUAGAGGCAGCAACACGGGGAAAAGAGGCGGAAAAGGGACUCAAAACUACUUUUAAAGUCUUUUCUCUGGAGCUGUCAACUUGUUUUUUCUAUGAGUGCUACCAGUGUGCUCAGGUCUUUCAGUCCGUCAGCGAUGCCUGGACCAGUAAUGCCAAUGGACGUGGCCAUGAGAUUCUACAUCAGCCACUCUCCGCCUCCUCUCCGAGGCUUCCUGAGCUCCUACGAGGAGCUGCAGAGGGCCAAGAAGAACCGGGUCAACCAGUCCGCGGCGGCGGCCCUCAGCCGCCACCAGCAGCUGUACAAACCUCUGCGGCCGUGUCUCAGCACGCCGCAGAAACCGCUGGACGACGACUGGAGCCAGAACAACAAGUCCGGCAAGAAGAAGGUGGUGUUCGCCGACUCCAAGGGAAUGUCCCUGACCGCCAUCCACGUCUUCUCCAAGUUCGACGACGAGCCGUACCAGAACAAACGCAGCAGCAAGGGCAUCAUCGGCGGCGAGGAGCUCCAGUUCGACAUGGCCGACCUGGAGGCGGCCACGAUGGAUCUAAAGAUCAGCUCGCAGCGCCACCUGGUCCUGGACUUCAAACAGCCCUCCGCCGACUACCUGGACUUCCGGAACCGGCUGAUUCGGAACUCGGUGUGCUUGGAGAACUGCUCGCUGCAGGAGCGGUCGCUGACCGGCACCGUCAAGGUCCGCAACAUCGGGUUCGAGAAGUCGGUGCAGCUGCGGGCCACCUUCGACUCGUGGGCCAGCUUCACCGACGUCCAGUGCACCUUCAUGAACAACGUCUACAGCUGCCAGGACUCGGACACCUUCGCCUUCGUGCUGGAACUCCCCGCCUGCAUCCCGCCGCAGAACCGCGUCGAGUUCUGCAUCUGCUUCAAGGUGCAGGACCAGACCUUCUGGGACAAUAACGACGGCAACAACUACAUCGUCAAGAACGCCGGUUGGAGUGGAGACGAUCUGAGCACUCGGACCGCCGCGACUCCGGCUUCUGCAGAGCAGAAACAAGCUGCUUCUGCUGCCUCCGAGCACAACAAACACGGGGGCGUGAAGGUCCUGGAGAUGGAGUUUGACCAGUUCGGCAGCCCUCGCAUGGCCAGCGGACUCUUCCCCGGCUGGCACAGCUGGGGGCAUGGCGAUAACACCGUGCCUUACUGGUGAAACCCUCAAUGUUUGCUGAAAAAACGGGAAAAAAGAUAAGAGACGCUGGCUGACUGACUGACUGACUGACAGGGCAUUCGGUGCGGAUCCAGCUGCAGCUUUGAGCUGCAGAGGAAGAGUACAAACCAGAACUGUUAACCUGCUUCUUGCUCGUCCAUACGGUCUGUGGUUUUUCGGAGUUAAGAGGGAUAAAUAAUAUUUCACAUAUUUCCUUGUUUUGUAAAGAUAUUUCCGUGCCUUUCUCAGAGUGCCUGCCCACUAAAAUACAGACUUGUGUCGGUUAAAUAUGCACUGAUUGUGAUGUCUGUAUGAAAAAAAAAACUGAAGAAAGUGGAAAACGGAGCUGAUUUUAACUCCUUCAUAUUGAAGGGAGAGUCCGGGGGAGUGCAUGGCGACAACAAAAUGCUUCUCUGCUGAAAGAAACAAGUUGAUUUCUAAUGAAAAAUGCACACACUGUAAAAAAUGUCCUGUUGUUUCUACAGAACAAAACUGGCAGCUGUGGAUACCAGAAUAAUUAUGCAAAAAAUACAGAACAAAUGUCAAACAUCUUUACAGAACAUCUUGUACAUUUAACAUCCUGAAACUGUAGUAAUUUAAAAAAAAACACAUUUUAAAGUUGUAGAUUAUACUGUCCUUUACUGCUAAUUUAUACUAAUUAUUUAUGUAAAAUGUACAUGCAGAUUUUUCUUAUUGUGCAUUGAAUACCAGUAAAUUAUCAGUCAGUUAUUAUUUAUUGUACACAGUAAAAUGUACAAGUUGUUCUGUAUAGUUGUUUACAUUUGUGCUGUAUUUUUGGCAGAAUUAUUCUGGUAACCACAGCUGACAUUAUUUUUCUGCAAAAGCAACAUCUUUUUUUUUUUUUUACAGUACACUAAAAAAAACCUUUUGCACCUUCAAAAUAAGAAAAUAAAUGACCGUAAAGUGAUUCAAAAUUUGCCUUAAAUUCUGUUAGAUUUUGAGUCAUGCAGCCCUUUUCUUUCCCUCCAUGUAAAUUGCACAUGAUGAUCUGAUAAAAAGUGUCUGGAUGAUGUAAUGAUGUUGGUUUUUUGAGCUGCUAUCAAGAGAAAAUGUUUUAAGAGAGACUCUGCACGUGAUUGGUCGGGAGUUUGUUUGUUUGGAGGUUUUCGGAGGUUACAGUACGUCGAGAAGAAGAACGAAUGUUUUUAUUUGCUUGAUUGAAAAAACAAGUGCAAUUGUGCGAUGAGUGUACAGUAU